Molecule: messenger RNA, 4455 nt
Organism: Striga asiatica
Lineage: Eukaryota; Viridiplantae; Streptophyta; Magnoliopsida; Lamiales; Orobanchaceae
Source: the annotation of a GenBank genome assembly
AUGUAUAAGAGAAUCUCAUCUCUUUCCCGUCACCGUUUUCUUCAUUCAUCAUCACAGUCUUUACCCAAAACGCAGCCAUCGUUUUUCCCUUACACGGAGGAAGUUAUUGCGUCCCAUCUCGCGCCGCUAUUACAGCAAAAGGGCCCUCGUUCUCCCUUCAUCCUCCGUCAAACACAGCAAAUCCACGCGCAGAUCACCGUUAAUGGGCUCCACAAAAUGGGCAUUUUGGGCACAAGGGUUUUGGGCAUGUACAUACUCUGCAACAGCUACUUCGAUGCCAAGAUAUUGUUUUCUCAGCUUCAGUUGUCCUACGCCGCCCCUUGGAAUUGGAUGAUUCGAGGGUUCACCACCACGGGCUAUCACGAGCAGGCGAUUUUGUUCUACUUCAAGAUGCUCGUAUUCGGCACGAGCCCCGAUAAAUACACGUUCCCGUACCUAAUCAAGGCUUGUGGCGGUCUACGCGCCGUUGAUGUAGUGAAACACGUGCACUGUAUGGUUAUGGAUUUGGGUUUUGAGCAGGAUGUGUAUGUGGGCAGUGCUUUGGUCAAAUUCUAUGCCGAGAAUGACUGUUUGGAACGUGCGAGGCAAGUGUUUGAUAAAUUGCCUCAAAGAGAUAUCGUUUUGUGGAAUGUGAUGCUUCACAGUUACUUAAAGUCUGAAACUUUAGCAGAUAACGUGAUUGUUCUGUUCAAAGAUAUGAGGAAAACUGAAGUUUUGCCUAAUUAUGUGACCUACACUUAUGUUCUGUGCUUAUGUGGUUCGAAAUCGAUAGCUAAGCUCGGAACUCAGGUUCAUGGUUUAGUCGUGAAGUGCGGUUUGGACACAGAUUCUUCAGUAGUCAACACGUUGCUCUCGAUGUAUUCGAAAUGUCGUUGCUUGUUCGAUGCUCGAAAGCUGUUUGACUCUGUUGACCAACCGAAUCUCGUCACCUUUAAUGGGAUGAUCGGAGGAUACGUUCAGAAUGGGCUAAUGACCGAAGCUCUCGAUUUGUUCCGUUUAAUGUUAUCCUCAAACGCGAAGCCCGAUUCAGUAACUUUCGCGAGUUUGCUCCCAUUAGUUCCCGAGCUGGGCCUUCUCGAUCAUGGAAAGGAAUUCCACUGUUACAUCAUCAGACACGAAAUAUCGUUCGAUUUAUUUUUAAAGAAUGCUCUCGUCGACAUGUACUUCAAAUGCAAGCACGCGAAAAUGGCUUGCAGAGUCUUCGAAUGGAGCCCGGAUUCGGACAUCGUUGUUUGCACGGCCAUGAUCUCCGGGCUCGUCCUCAACGGGAUGAAUUUCGAGGCUCUCGAAAUUUUCCGAUUUUCGCUCGACCAAAAAAUGAGACCCAAUGCCGUAACAUUCGCUAGCGUUCUACCCGCCUGCACGGGCCUGGCCCGUUUAAAACUCGGCAAGGAGCUUCACGGAAGCAUAACUCGAAAAGGGCUUGAAGGAAAAUGCUACGUGGGGAGCGCGCUAGCCGACAUGUACGCGAAAUGCGGGGAAUUAGACCUCGCCCGUAAAGUGUUUGACAGAAUGCCCGAACGAGACUCCGUUUGUUGGAACUCGAUGAUCGCGAGCCUCAGCCGGAACGGGGAGCCGGAGGCCGCCGUCGACCUUUUCCGGCAAAUGGGCUCCGAUUACGACCCGGUCAGCAUAUCAUCCGCCUUGUCAGCAUGCGCUGACCUGUCGGCCCUCGCCCACUCGCGAGAAAUCCACGGCUUCAUGACGAGAAACGGGCUCGAUUAUGACAUCAUCGCGUGUAGCGCGCUAAUCGACUCGUACGCUAAAUGCGGCGACUUGAGGUCGGCCCGACUUGUUUUCGACAAAAUGGGGCCCAUGAACGAGGUCUCGUGGAACAGCAUUAUCGCGGCCUACGGAAGCCACGGCGAACUAGACGAGUGCCUUUCGCUCUUUCGACAAAUGGAGACCGAAAAUUUAUUCGAACCUGAUCACGUGACUUUUCUCACCGUGAUAUCCGCGUGUAGCCAUGCGGGCCGAGUCGAAGAAGGAAAACUGCAGUUCGAACGAAUGGGCCGAGACUAUGGGAUUAAGCCCAAGAUGGAGCAUUAUGCUAGUUUAAUCGAUUUGUACGGCCGUGCGGGCCGUUUGGAAGAUGCGUGUUGUGUGAUUGAAAAAAUGCCUUUCGAGCCGGAUGCUGGAGUUUGGGGGACAUUGUUGGGAGCUUGUCGAAUGCAUGGCAAUGUGGAGCUAGCCGAGAAGGCUUCUAAGCAUUUGUCUCGUUUGGACCCUCAAAAUUCGGGUUACUACGUUUUGUUGUCGAAUUUGCAAGGGGAAUUCGGGACGUGGGCUCGGGUUGAUGAGAUUCGGGGUGUGAUGAAGGAAAAUCGGGUGAAGAAAAUACCGGGCUAUAGCUGGGUUGAGGUGGAUAAGGGGUAUCAUGUGUUUGGGGCUGGGGAUAAAAGUCAUCCACAGACAAGUAGGAUUUAUGAGAUGUUGAGUAGUCUUCUUGUGGAGCUUCAAGAUGAAGGUUGCAAUUCGCCGUUCAAUCGCCGGUUUUCAGUACCGUGGAGGCCCAUUACCGUCGCCGACCCAAGGAGGAAAAAUCUAAACAGAAUUACGGCGAGAAGCUCUUCAAGUGAUGGGGGCGGAUUUGUUCUCGAUAAAGAUUUUGAAUUUAAGCCUUCGUUUGAUGAGUAUUUGAAGGCUAUGGAGUCUAUCAAGACUGACAGAGAUAACAACAGUAGCUCUAAUGAUCAGAGUAGUAGUAAGAGUCCGAGGAAAAAGAAGGAUGCGAAGAAUUUUGCUCGAGAAGAAGGUAAGGUCAGUAGUGAUGAGGCGACUGUUGCUCGAGAAAAGCCGAGAAAGGAUGAAGCUAGCAAGAAAAGUGCAUUAGCUAAAGUGGGCUCGAGAAACGUUGCUUUGCGCGUGUCGGAAAAUGUCAGCAAGAAGCCGGUUAGAAAUCUCAAGAACUAUGCUGGAAAGAACUCGAAUUUUGAAAGAGAUGCAUUCAAGACAUUGAAGGAUGAUGAUGAUGCCAUGGAUGAGCCAAGAGUUGGACGGGUCGACAUGGAGGGGAGGAUUCAGAAGCUUGCCAAUCUGAAUGGUGCAGACAUUGAUAUUCCUGCAUGGCAGUUUUCAAAAAUGAUGAUGAGUGCUCGAAUAAAAUUUUCGGAUCACUCUAUUUUGAGAGUUGUCCAGAUAUUGGGUAACUUGGGAAACUGGAAACGGGUGCUCCAAGUCAUAGAGUGGAUCCGAGCACGUGAGCGCUUCAAAUCCAACAGGAUAAGCUCAUUUUACACCAGUAAAAUCAAAUUGAAGAUUUAUCAAGAGCAAAUGGCUUCGUACCCCGAUAUUGUGGCCUAUCGUUGUAUUGCUGUCACUCUUGGACAAGCUGGUCACAUGAAGGAACUGUUUGACGUAAUUGAUACCAUGAGGUCUCCUCCCAAAAAGAAAUUUAAAUCAAACCUUAUCGAGAAGUGGGACCCACGAUUGGAGCCGGAUGCAGUUGUCUAUAAUGCUGUUCUUAAUGCUUGUGUUCGGCGUGAAAAAUGGGAAGGUGCUUUCUGGGUUUUGCAGCAGCUAAGUGAACAGGGUAAACAACCUUCAAGCACAACAUACGGACUAGUUAUGGAGGUGAUGUUAGCAUGUGGCAAGUAUGACUUGGUUCAUGACUUUUUCAAGAAGAUACAGAAAUCAUACAUACCAAAUGCAUUGAUAUAUAAAGUUGUCGUGAACACCUUUUGGCGGGAAGGAAAAAUAAAUGAGGCAAUAAUGGCUGUUGAAGAAAUGGAGAGAAGAGGAAUAGUUGGUAAUGCCGCUCUCUAUUAUGACCUUGCCCGCUGCCUUUGUAGUGCAGGAAGAUGCCACGAGGCAUUAAGACAGAUUGACAAGAUAUGCAAAGUUGCAAACAAACCCCUCGUCGUAACUUACACCGGCUUAAUCCAAGCGUGUUUGGAAGCCGGCGAAGUAAAAAACGGGGCAUAUAUCUUUGAUCACAUGCAGAAGUUCUGUUCACCUAAUGUAGUGACAUGCAAUAUAAUGCUGAAGGCUUUUCUUGAUCACAAGAUGUUUGAAGAAGCCAAACAGUUGUUCCUAAAGUUAGUGGAAAACAGUAAAUUAAUCAAUCGCAAAGAAGAUUAUAAAGCUCGGGUUAUACCUGAUAUCUACACGUUCAACACGAUGUUAGAUGCGUGUGGUGAGGAGAAAAGGUGGGACGAUGUUGAGUUUGUGUAUACGCAAAUGCUGAAAUUCGGACAUCAUUUCAAUGCAAAACGCCAUCUUCAGUUGGUGUUGAAUGCUCGCCAUGUUGGAAAGGGUGACUCAGCAUCUGCCCUCUCCAUUAUCACCAACUUUGCUUCGACCGAGUCACAAGUGUAUUCAAGAAAAACUUGGUCGAAAUUUUUGGCCGAAAAUGCCACCAGGCUUAAUGAGAGUACCCUCCGCGAGCUCGUGCAUAAAGGGCAUCUUCAUUUGGCGGUCUACAUGAGUUGUAUAACUUGGAUUAUGGUUCAAUAA